Thunnus maccoyii (southern bluefin tuna) is the source of this 7413-nucleotide messenger RNA. RefSeq names its product SPARC related modular calcium binding 1 (gene smoc1). NCBI's taxonomy places the organism in Eukaryota, Metazoa, Chordata, Actinopteri, Scombriformes, Scombridae. Gene Ontology annotation, cellular component: basement membrane. The transcript has 14 exons. Gene Ontology annotation, molecular function: calcium ion binding; extracellular matrix binding; heparin binding. Gene Ontology annotation, biological process: extracellular matrix organization. The record is from RefSeq and is a predicted model, not a curated record. The coding region runs from base 1244 to 2719 and encodes 491 amino acids.
GUCUUAUUUUGUCUGAUAGAGUACGAUACAGUAAAUCGACUAUCAAAAUAGUUUGAUUCAUUUUCUGUUCAUAAACCAAUCAAUUUAUCAACUAUUCUUUGCAGCUUUAAUGAUAUAUGUUAUUAAUCAUAGGUUCUAUGUUAUUAGUUUUCAAAUUGUAACUUCAAAUUAGUUGUGAGGUGUUUGUUUCAUGUUUGUUGCAUUGAUCACCAUCAGAUAAUAUCAUAUUGUGAUAUAUACUGAUAUUGGAAAAAUCUCUCAUUUAUAAUUUAAUAUUAAAUUCAUCCUUAUGCCCAGAAUUACUUCUAUCCAUAGUGCAUCAUAAGCAAAUGUGGGUAUUUUGAAACACUUUUAAUGAACAUUUAUGGCACUAUUAUGUCACCAUUAAGCGAGAAAAUCAGGUUUACUUUUAAAAAUAAGUAAAACUAUGGACAAUAAUUAGGGGUGAAGUGGCACAGACAGAUGUUUUUACCCAAUCAACCACUGAAUCCUCACUCUACCAACACACACACUCAAAUCUACAAACACAGGCUGACCCCCUGCAGAGCUUGUGACAGCUAUUGACUUUACUCAAUAGAUGUUUUCCAUUGUAACCCAAGUACACAGGCUAAAUGUCACGGCAGCAGGAUACUAGGCUAUUAUAGAGCAUUAUAUGUCUCUGAAUGGGGAUGAGAACCUAAAAUUUGACCUCACAAUUGCUCGGCCAUUGUCCCUGCUCUCAAAGACUGACGAUAAUACACUGAGUAUCCCGGCAGCUGCUGAGUCUCCUGCCUCUCUCUCUCUCUCCUUCUGACCAGAGCAGCCUUUUCUCCUCUGUGCUGCCUUAAUCUUGGACCAUUAUAAGGUGGGCGUGGCUUUAACGCUUACCCCCCCACCACCACCCCCCUCCUGGCUGCCAUUGGACAGCUUUAGUGUCAGUCAGUGCUGCUGAGCCCUCCUUUGCUUUUAAAUGAAGUUGCAAUGGAUACAGAGGCAACUCAACCUGUGGAAGCCGCAAUGAACAGCUGAUCCUCUCGCAGUGGAUAAAACCAAUCACAAUGGUCACCGCCAAGUCAUAAUUUCUCAUCCCACGCAUGGCACUAAAAGUUUCUGGAGAAGCAGACAAAGGAAAAAUCACUAAGAGGAAAACAGUGUGGAGAGAGUGAAGGAGGGUUUUAUUUUUCACCGUGUGGACCUGUUGAUCAUCAGUCUGACAGACGAGUCUACCUGCCGCUCCCUGCUCCGCGCUCACCGACGCGCAAUUAUGUUAUUGCCAACUUUCCUGCUUUUCACCUUCUCGCACUUUUUGGCGCCGCUGUUUCUCUGUUACCUGCCUCAAGUCUCCGCACAGAAGCCUGGUUCACGGUGGCUGAUUGGAGACAGAGACAGUCACUGUGGGGUCAUCUGCCCUCGGACGCAGGGAAAGCCAGUGUGCGGCUCGGACGGGCGAAACUAUGAGUCCGGCUGUGAACUGCAGAGGGCACGCUGCAAAGAUAAGACACUGACACAGGCGCACCGUGGCCGGUGUCGAGGUAAAAACUGGGUGAGAAUCGAUCAGUCGCCAGUAGCUACAACUUCCCCAUCUGAGGGGAGAGACUUGGAGCUAAAAGAUGCAGGUCAGUCCAAGUGUCGUGUUGAGAGGAACCAGGCUUUGGAACAAGCCAGGAGACCUCAGGAGUCCAUGUUUAUCCCAGAAUGCAAUGAGGAUGGGACGUUUGCACAGGUGCAGUGCCAUACUCUGACAGGUUACUGCUGGUGUGUCACCAGUGACGGCAAGCCAGUGAGUGGCUCCUCUGUGCACAACAGGACCCCGGUGUGUUCAGGGUCAGUAACCGAUAAACCACCUGGGCCACCGAACUCUGGUAGAAAAGUCUCUUUCCGUUUCUUUCUCACCCUCAACCCAGACGAUGGCUCCAAGCCCACGCCCACCAUGGAGACUCAUGUCCCACCUGAGGGUGAUGAGAUAACUGCUCCAACGCUGUGGAUCAAACAGUUGGUUUAUAAGGAGAAUAAGCAGAAUAGCUCCACUUCCAGGAGGCAAGAGAAAGUUCCCUCUUGUGACCAGGAGAGACAGAGUGCCCUGGACGAGGCUCGGCUGAAUCCUCGUGAGGCAAUUUUCAUCCCUGACUGUGGGCCCGGAGGGCUUUACAAACCUGUCCAGUGCCACCAGUCCACAGGCUACUGCUGGUGUGUUCUGGUGGACACGGGACGGCCCAUUCCUGGAACCUCCACCAGGUACCAGACGCCGGAGUGCGAUGGUGCUGCACGUUCUCGCGUCUCAGACACAGAAGAUCCCUUCCAAGGCAGAGACCUGACAGGUUGCCCAGAGGGGAAGAAAGUGGAAUUCAUUACAAGCUUGUUAGAUGCCCUCACCACAGACAUGGUCCAAGCCAUAAAUUCACCAGCCCCCUCUGGUGGUGGGAGAUUUGUUGAGCCUGACCCCAGUCACACUUUAGAGGAGAGGGUGGUGCACUGGUACUUUGCCCAGUUGGAUAACAACGGCAGCCACGACAUCAACAAGAAGGAACUCAAGCCUUUUAAGAGGUACCUGAAGAAGAAAGCCAAACCCAAGAAAUGCGCCCGCAAGUUCACCGACUACUGUGACCUGAAUAAGGACAGGGCCAUUUCCCUGCAGGAGCUGAAAGGCUGCCUGGGCGUCAGCAAGGAGGGUAGCUCAACGACAAGCAGCAACCAAGGGACAAGGCAAGGGGCAAAUUUGUUCAUAGGUCGUCUGGUUUGAGAAGAGAAGGUUCCAGAAGCUGAGACGAGAGCAGAGGGCACAGAGGGAAGGCAUCUGUACGCUUGCUGACAGGAAAGAGAAAGAUGGAGCAGAAAAAUUAAGAAGUUCCUGAGCUGUUAAAAAAUGAACAGAAAAACGAGAAAAGAAAACGAAGCGGCGCCAAAAUAUUUGCACUUUCUCCUCCCUAUGUUUGACAUUUUAUCUGUUUGUAUGUUUUUUUUUUCUCUUGAAGUGAAAAAGGUCUAGGUAAGAAUGAGAAUAUAUUUGUAAAGAGAUGACAGGCUCACCACUGGAAGAGCAAGUAUGUGUAUGUUACCACAUUUCCCUUUGUGUUCAGUCUGCUGUUGCGAUUUGUUCUGUCCUCAGAUUAACAAGAAGACGUACUCGCACACAAUUUGUGACUGUUAACUAAAAUAUUUCCCCGUCGCAUAUGGCAGCAUACAGGCCAGUGGCAACCCACUAAAGAGAAACUUCCAGUGAGUCACAUUCAGCCCGACUGUGGCCCGAUACACUCAUACUCCUAAAGGAAGAGCUACGGCAAUGUAGACCAUUUCAAACAAAGUGCAAUGCCGUAUGUGAACAUGCAAUAUUAAGUGAACAGCAUGUAUUAGAUUUAAACUGUGACCACAGACUCUAAUUCAUCAGCACAGAAUUAGCUGUAUGAAUCCCCUUGCACUGUACAGAACCUUCUAGUAACAUUAACAUUUUGGCUCAAGAAUCAGAUGUUUGUGAACAAAGUCCAAGAUGUGUCUGGUUUUUGUUCAGCACAUACCAGUGUUGGGGAAAGCUAGCUCUAAGUAAGUAGUUACUUUACUUGCUUGCCACGUAGUUACCUGAGGUGCAACCUAAAAGCAAUGCAAGACCAGCAUGUUGUAUGUAGUUUGUGUUUUCUCAGUUUAUACCAUGUUGUCUGCACAAGAUGCCUUUAAUGUUUUUUCUACUUUUUUAUAAAAGGUACCGCUAACAAACAUUUAAUUAUAAUAAAAAUAACAAAGUCAAAAAGCAAAUAGUAACAGAUUGUGAGAAUUGAACAUUGUAUAAAUCAGUUAUCAAAAGUUGUGCAUCUCCCCAACACUUGUUAAUACAAAAUCCUAGCAUUAUCCUUUCUAUCCAGUAUAAUUUAUACUGUAGCAAGCAGCUGGUGAAACAUACAGUACUUGUAGAUAUUAAAGCUGCAGAUUUUUUUUUUUCCACUAAUGGGUAGAGAACUCAGACACCAGCGACAGAUAUACGACCCUGACAUAUUGCUUUAUAAAGUUUUUAUGGUUAACAUUAGCCCACAUUUGCCUCCGUACACAUCUAACAGACACAGAGAAACAUUACCAACCCAAGUCAAAUAAUUACUCCCUUUUUAGGGUCUCCACAAACUCCAAAGAAAAUAUCUGGCUAUUUAGCUGCUAAUUGUUCCAUCUUCUUUACCAGCAAGUUACUAACUUUGUCUGCCAUCUGGUGCUCAGCAGUGGGUUUAUCAGAGAUUUACUUAAAACAGUUUGAUAAGAGCUCUGACACUGAAAUAUACAGGAAAUUGAGCUAAAAGUAGCCAAAAAGCUCUUAAAUUGGCAGUUAAUAAUAAUUACCUGUGGGUUUGUAGUUACGAUGACAAAUACACGCAAACAUUUGAUUUGGUGUUUAUAUAAAACUGAUUAAAGUGGAAAUAGACAACUUUUUGCUUUAACUUAUCAUUAUGAAGUAAACGUUGAUUGCACAGUGUAAUGGCUAUAGAAUAAUGACACCAUCAGCGUUUAGAUUGGUUCCCUAUUAGCCUCGCUUUCACUAUGCAAUUCUGUCUGCCACUGGGUACGAUCUACCGGGAAAAUGAAGGCUUGAUUUACGGUGCAAAGGAAGCACGUCACCAAUUGUGCAACCAAAAGAGGAAGAGGAUAGCGCUUUUGUUUUCCCCGGUAGCAAUCAGUAGCUAUAUCUCAUAAUAAAUUGUUAGGUGGCCAACUUCUUUCUAUUGUCUUAUUGCUAUAUGAUUAAUGUGGAAUACUGCACAGGCAAAUCUGAUGACACACUACUUCUAGCUGCGUUGGCUACGUUUUAGUUGCAUUGAGUAUACUACCUGAAUAAACUUGUCUUGUGAUUUCUAGAGGGCUUUCUUUCUGUUAGCUACCGUCGCUAAUGGGAAGUUAGCUACUAUGUUAUUGGUUAAUUUUAUGUCAAGAUACAAGUCAUUAUGUCUAGUUUUAUUACUCUGCUAAGUUGAGGUUAGUAUUCAUUUUCUACACAAUCGAACCUGGAAAACAAUGAAAAAGAACGUAUUUCCAGUGUGCUUAUGUUGAAUUCAAUGCUGUUGAGUUAAUUGGGAAGUGUUUGGUGAUCAUGAGUUCAAUGGUUUCUACUGGUUACUAAAUUACAACAAGUCUCGGACAAAGACCCCCUGGUGGGGAAUCUAUUCUUUAAAAACAGAUUACAGUCCAGAAAACAAGUUCCUAGCUUUACCCGGAAAAGAGAGGUCACACAGAUGACUAAACUCAACCAGUAAAUGGAAUAAGAUGUUUAUAUGGCUGAGAAUCCUGUUAAUAUCAGCUCAUCGAAGCUGUCAUAUUCACAUUUAUCCACAUUGUAAAAAAUAUGUGGCAUUUACAAAUGCCAGCUCCUAAAAUAAAUAUUUGAGUCUCCCCAGUAAUAUCAGAGUACAUUUUGUGUAUGUAAACACAUUCAUUGUCUGUCCUCCAACAGUUGAUGUCAGUCCUGCUUUGUGAAUCACUUACCACCACACAUACUUGGAGCUUUGCCACCUCAUGUAAGACAAUGCAAUAUGCCUUUCAAAAUACCCAGGCUCCCCCAGGGUUCCUAAGUAAUAGGAAAAUGACCGAGCAGGGAGGAAAAACACUAGAAAAAGACUAUAUGAACAGGUUUUGGAAUGUAAAAAAUAUUUCUUCCUCACAUUUGGGAACAAUUGAGUUUCAUAAUUAGAGAAUCAUGAGUUGCCAUUGUGGUCUGAAUGCUUGUGUAUUUUUUUUUUUUCUUUUUGAGUUGUGUAUUUCUUAACAUAUUCCCAAAAGUCACUGCAGUGGCUAGUAAACGUGAGGCAAAAAAAAGGCUCCUAUUGUAAAUAUGUACAAUAAUCUUUAUUUGUUUGUUUUACUAAAUUUCAUUGUCGGGCACAUGAGUGUUCACUUACUUCACUGUCAUUCUGGCUUACUGUAAAAAAUAUAUACUUUUCACUGUGUUUACAUCAUGUCAAACAUUAGGCUAUUAGAGUAGCUAAUUCACAACAUUGAAAUGCUUAGACCAGACUGUAUGUUAUCAGCUCUGAACACUGUUUAUUUUAUCUAUGGUUGGGGUUAUUUUACUAUUUCAGCUUCUGUUUUACGAUUCCUGUCAUCAUCACUAUGCAUGGUCAAGAAUGUAUACAGUAUCUGGUGCUGAAUCCACAACAAUCACAAGUCCAGUCGUGUCUAAUUUGAAAUGGACUGUUAUGCCAAGAAGAAACCUCUCAUUCUUAGAGGGCUGUGCAGUCUCUCCUGAGUGCCUGUUUCUGUCCAAUUUGAACACUGAGCUUGUGUGUGUAUGUCGGCUGAAGUGCUUCCAGACGCUGCAGGGCUGCGGAUCACACGCAAGAUCUAAAACAACCUAACAGGCUAGUAAUCACUGCUAAUCACGAUGAGAGAUUCAUAGUGAAAGAGGCUUACAGAUGACUAUCAGUCUGACAAGGAGAAGCCAAGAUCAUCUUGCUCCUCACCAGCCACUUUUCCACUGCAAACCCCCCAACAGGGUGGUCAAGACCAUCUUGACAUGUUUUGACAAUAUUUCUUAUUCAUAGCUGGAGAAAUUAGAUCUGCUGGAAAACAAAGCACUCAGAUAUGUUGUCUUUGGGUGAAAUUGGUAAAUGUAAAUUAUGUGGCUUGAGGUGCAGCUGUUUGGCUAAGCAUUGAAAAGUAAAAUGUCUCUCCACUGUAAUUGAUGCCUUAUUUCCUGAGCAAUUUCAACCUGUAUCACAAUAGACACAUGCAAGAUUGAACAACAGAAUGGGCCCAAAUAAAGGCUGUUUUUGAGAGGAAUCUAAAAUGAGUUUAUAUAAGGUGCAGCUUGGCACACAGCAGUAACCUACACCUGGGUUAUAUCACUCUCUUGGUUAGUUUUUGUUGCUUCCCACCUGAAAUGUGACAUAAAUUUUAAGUGGCCAAAAUGACAAAAAGGUCUGUAGACCUGCCUUCGAUUUAUGACAACUGAGAAACAAACAUACUUUAGUGACUGAGGUUUGAAAUCCUAAAGAGGUACAUUUGGCUACAAGAGCACCAAAAUCUUGGUCAUUUAUUUAUGAAAGUGCAUAUAGGGCUACUGUGCACUAUCUUGCAAGUAUCUGGCUGUUUUGAUUAAAGUUGACUAGACUACAAACAUUAAUGUGAAAGCAUUUUAAAAGCUUGUUCCUUCUGAGAUAGAAGUGUGUUCAGAUGAAAGUUUCUUUCCCAGAACUACAGUUUUUCUCAGUUGGCACAAUCAUGAACUGGUCCUGAUACUGUUUUAUACCGCAUCUAUUCAAACUAUGCUCAGUUUGGACUCAGUGCACCUCUUGGACAGUGAAAAAGCAUUCAGAGCUGAAGUAAAAGACAAGCUCUGUGGGAGGAGAUGGAGUUCAACACUGACCCCUGUUGGUGAAGAUGGAUCACUGCAGGCUGGACGUUCACAUUCAGUAUCAGCCAAGCCGAUUGAAUUUCAUGAUCUGACAAUAAAUAUUUUUUAAAGAA